GGGGCCAAGAAACGGAAUUUCCUUCUCAUUUCCACACAAGAUUAGAUUUCCUCCCCCGACCCACAAUCUGCGAAGUGCAAACACAGUUCCUCAAUCACUCCACUCUCCACUGCUUAAUUUCUUGCUUUUUCUUAUUGACUCUGAAAUCAAGAAAGUUUUCACCUUCUCUCCACAUCCAAAGCAGAUCGUCUCUCAAAUGGCGGACGUCUAUUUCUCCUUCUUCAGUCUUUCCAUCCUCGUCCCACUUUCCCUCCUUAUACUCCUCUACUUCAUUGUCCGCCCCAGGCCCGUCAGCGUACCAAUCAAGAACAGUCACGUGUUCAUCACCGGCGGCUCAAGCGGCAUCGGUCUCGCCCUCGCUCAUCUCUGCGCCCGUGAAGGCGCUAACGUCAGCCUCCUCGCCCGUAAUGUCACCAAGCUUGAGGAAGCCAAGCAAUCCAUCAAGCUCGCUACGGGUCGUGAUGUCAACGUCUUUAGCGCUGACGUCAGGGACUACGACGCCGUCAAACGCGCCAUCGAGGAGGCAGGUCCGAUCGAUGUGCUUGUGUGCAAUCAGGGUGUGUUCGUACCGCAGGAAUUGGAGCAUCAGGAACUGGAGGAGAUUAAGUUUAUGAUUGAUGUCAAUUUGACGGGGAGUUUUCAUUUGAUUAAGGCCGCGUUACCCGGUAUGAAGAAAAAUCGGGCCGAGCGGGGGCCCGGCUCGAUUGCUAUUAUGUCCUCUCAGGCGGGACAGGUUGGCAUUUAUGGCUAUACAGCCUAUUCAGCCAGUAAGUUUGGCCUCAAGGGUCUGGCAGAAGCACUUCAGCAUGAGAUUAUAGCAGACAACAUUCAUGUCUCCCUCAUCUUCCCUCCAGACACUGAAACUCCUGGUUUUGUGGAAGAGAACAAAAGAAGGCCACAACUUACCAGCAUAAUAGCAGCUUCCUCUGGUGCAAUGAAAGCCGACGAAGUUGCCAAGAAAUCUUUGGAUGGAAUUAAGUCGGGCACUUUUAUUGUCCCUUGCAACUUUGAGGGGUUCUUACUUUCCGUAGGGACUGCUGGUCUAUCCCCUCAGAGAUCAUAUCUGAUGGCAUUUGUGGAGGUAAUGACCGCUGGUAUAGUUCGUCUAGCUGCCCUAUUUUUCCAAUGGAAUUGGUACGGGAGCAUAGAGAAGUGGCACAAGAAGCAGUAGUACUUCUUAAAUGGAGUUUUGGGAAAAAGAACUGGCAUUGUCAUUGUUAAGUUCCACUUGGAGCCCAGUAGGGGUUUGCUUAAGCAGCCAAGAUUGACUUUUCUUCUAAUGUUAGAUGUAUUGCAUUAGCAUGCAUGUGUUGUUGGGAUCUAGCAAGUUUUGUGUUUUGCUUUGAUAUUUUCCCUUAUUGUGUACCAAUGUCUUAGCAGGUUGUAAAACAUGGUCUGGUUUAGGAGUAUUAGUUCUGGAGAACAACACAUGACGGAGAAUGCAUCUUGUAAACUUCGUUUUUCUGUGAGCCAUCAUAAUGAACUAAUCCAGGAUUAAUACAUCCAUCAUUCAGUAACAA
Molecule: messenger RNA, 1520 nt
Organism: Sesamum indicum (sesame)
Lineage: Eukaryota; Viridiplantae; Streptophyta; Magnoliopsida; Lamiales; Pedaliaceae
Gene: TSC10B
Product: NAD(P)-binding Rossmann-fold superfamily protein
Biological process (GO): sphingolipid biosynthetic process
Cellular component (GO): endoplasmic reticulum membrane
Molecular function (GO): 3-dehydrosphinganine reductase activity
Source: RefSeq, a predicted model, not a curated record